CGAGGGACUUAUAAAUGUUAAGACAUUUCCACAGGUGCACAGACACUCGUGGAAUGGCAACUUCACUUCUUGGGGAGGAACGUAGGGUUGGAUCCACUCCAUUGGCCAUGUUAGCAGCGACCUGUAAUAAAAUCGGGAGUUCAAGUCCCUCCUCGGACAGCGGCGCGUUUGGAAAAGGAGGAUUUCACCCGUGGAAACGCGCAGCGCCCAGCAGCUGUUCUCUCUCGCCGUUCGGAGCGCAACGGAACGAUUCAUUCAACGCCAGUAGCUCCUUUUCCUUAACUGGCACGAACACCUCCACCAGCCCGUUUGGCAACGACUACCCUGUGUUUCAGACUUCAGUCGCCAACAGUUCCCCGGACCCGUGCGCGCAGUCGGUGUUCAUCUCUAAAGUGGACACUCUACAAGGGAUUUACCCGAGGAUGAGCGUUGCGCACCCGUACGAGACAUGGUUCAAAUCCGCGCAUGCUGGCAUCUCCGCCGGGGAUGUGGGCACUGGUGGUGGUGGGUCCUCCUGGUGGGAUGUGGGCACCGGUUGGAUUGAUGUUCAAAGCGGAAACGGCGCCGCGCUCCAAAGCUCUCUGCACUCACCCUUGGGUGGGUAUAACUCAGACUAUUCUUCUCUUACCCACUCCGCGUUCAGUGCCAGCCCGUCUCCUCAUCUUCUCACGGGUGGGCAGCACCUGAUGGACGGAUUCAAACCGGUUUUAUCAGCUACUUAUUCAGAACCCAACCCAAAUUCUAUAGCCGGCGCCAAUGGACCAGUUUUAGCCGGGUCUCCUGCGGUAACCCUGGCUGGAUCUCCCCGCUCAACCUCGCGGCGCUACUCGGGCAGAGCGACCUGUGACUGUCCGAACUGCCACGAGGCGGAGAGACUGGGGCCCGCGGGGGUCAGCCUGCGCAGAAAAGGGCUCCACAGUUGCCACAUCCCGGGUUGCGGGAAGGUAUACGGAAAGACGUCGCAUCUCAAAGCGCAUUUGCGCUGGCACACCGGCGAGAGGCCGUUCGUAUGUAACUGGCUGUUUUGUGGAAAGCGCUUCACCAGGUCCGAUGAGCUCCAGCGGCAUUUACGCACACACACCGGGGAAAAACGAUUCGCCUGUCCGGUGUGCAACAAGCGCUUCAUGCGCAGCGACCACCUCAGUAAACACGUGAAAACGCACAGCGCUGGUGAGCCCGGGUCGAACGGGGUUAAAAAGGGCAGCGAUACCGACAGCGAGCAGAGUGGACCGGGCAGCCCGUCCUGUCAGUCCCCUGAAAUGAUCCACAAUACAGAACCCGUCCGGAAUGGACUCAACCACUGAGUAAACCUACUGAAAAUAUGGCACAUCAUUUUGGAAACAUAAGGGGAACACGUGGACGCACCAAUUAACCCUCUGAUGCAUGCAUAAUUAAAUCACAAAAUUACAAAUUUCACUUAUAAUAAGUAACAAUAACAUCAUCUUUUUUAUUUAUUUGUUUACAGAGUGUCAAAUAUUCUGGAUGUAGGUUACUUUACGCACACACAUUGAAUGUAUGUUGUCAUACAUAUUCAAAUAUAGUGGCACAUAACAAGGACAGUCAAAUAUUAUUAAGAGAAGGGGUCAAAAGCAUUCACCCCACGCCAUUAACUCUGAAUGGUUAAAAGUGGUUCUGGUUAUGGACACCAUCAGAGGGCUAUUUUAGCUUUCAGCGCGUAAUUAAAUCAUGCAAGUGCCAUUGGUCAAAAUAGACGUCUUAAAGAUUAUUAAAUGUGUUUUAUGAGCCAUGCAUCGGCAGAAGGUCUCUCUCAGGUGUUAUAGAGAUUUUACGUAGUGCUCUGUGGAUACUUUAUAAUGUAGCUAAUGUAAAUGUGAAAUAAACUGCAAAACUGUCUUAUUGCUGUCAACACAUUCUCCGUUCAUUCACGUCUAUUUGAGGCACUUUAUGAAGAUCGAAACAUUUCUGAAUAACUGCACAGUUGAAUUGUAUGAUUGUAAUGAGUGCUUCUUGAUUAUAGAACUGUUUAUAGGCUUGACACAAGUCUAUAGAAAUUGUAAGAAAACAUCACAAUGAAAUUUGGAGAUUUAAAGUGUCAACGGAGCCAUUUUUGUACAUUAGUUUCAGUAACUUCUUUGACAGUAAAUCUGAAUUCAGUACAAACUGAAAAUGUAUAUAGACUUGUCUUGAAACUCUAUUUAUAAUUCAGUUUGAUUUGUGCUUUGAAGUCUAUCAGAGUCGCACUUUGAAUCUCUAUUUAUGAUUUUAGGAUCAACUCGAUCAAGUCUGUUUCUCUUCAGUUUUAUUAUUAUUUAAUGGCGCAUGUGCAUUUGUAUUUACUGAUCGUUUACUUUAAGUUUGAAAACUUGUAAUAAAGUCAAAGUUGACUGUAAUA
This is a messenger RNA of Xyrauchen texanus (razorback sucker), 2353 nucleotides long. Its product is annotated as transcription factor Sp8-like. The coding region runs from base 15 to 1304 and encodes 429 amino acids. Gene Ontology annotation, biological process: regulation of transcription by RNA polymerase II. Lineage: Eukaryota; Metazoa; Chordata; Actinopteri; Cypriniformes; Catostomidae. The record is from RefSeq and is a predicted model, not a curated record. Gene Ontology annotation, molecular function: DNA-binding transcription factor activity, RNA polymerase II-specific; RNA polymerase II cis-regulatory region sequence-specific DNA binding. The transcript has 2 exons.